UACUCAUCUUCCAUUUCACCUUGCGUUUUUUUGUAAUACUUUUUUUUUCUCUCCGCUUGCUUUAUUAUUAUUAUUAUUAUUAUUAUUAUCAAAAAACUAAAUACAAAUGGACGCACACGAUUUCUUUGACUGUUUCACGCGCACCUCCACUCUCAGCCGCGCAACACAACGAGAGCUACUCCUUGUCUACACGACGCUCAUCACGACGCUUCUCAGCGGUAUCUCCGGUAUCUAUUCUGCAUACCGCCUAAAUAUUUACGAAGCCUUCCCACUGCUUAUUCCAAUUACCUUACUCCUCCUUACCUUUGCCAUGUGCCUGGUGCCGGCGACCAAGCAGAAUGUCGGCAAGCGACAGACCAUGCUUCUUUGCUUGGGUUGGGUCACCGGUGUAUUCAUAAUGCCAUUCAUCAGUAGAAUGGAGUACCGCACCGGGAGCAUGGAUGUUGUCGUGGGUGCGGCAGGCCUAAGUGUUUUGAUGUUUGUGGCGUUUGCAUUGGCCACAGUGUGUUUUGAGCGCAGCCAAGUGGUGUAUACUAUGGGAGCGGUGUGGACGGCGCUGGGGUCGCUUGCGUGGGUCGGAUUUGCUGGGUGGAUGUGGGGGUCGUAUGGGUAUUUCUUGGACUUACAUUUGUUGGUCGGCUUAGCCACCGCGUGUGCUUAUGUGGUCAAGCAUACGAAUGACUUGGUGGAUUUGGCGCAGGGAGGACAGUGGCUGGAUCCUGUGAGCCAUGCUCUUGGGUUCUUCAAUGACUUUGUCAGGAUUUUUAUGCACUUGGCUGUGAUUCUUGCACGGAAUAAGGAGAAAGGGACCCACAGGACAGGAAAAAUAAGAAGAAAAGGCAGGCUCGGGCCCAGGCUCAAAAAUGGGCUCAGCAGUGUUACUGAUGCGCACAGGCAGGGUGAUAAAGGGGUGCAAGUACUGGAUUUUUUUCUUUUUUUUCCUUCCACAUUUUUCACAUUCCUUUCCCUUUUUUUCCUUUUUUUUAUUUUUAUUCUUCCCUUUCAUAA
Molecule: messenger RNA, 1008 nt
Organism: Kickxella alabastrina
Lineage: Eukaryota; Fungi; Kickxellomycota; Kickxellomycetes; Kickxellales; Kickxellaceae
Exons: 1
Source: RefSeq, a predicted model, not a curated record